AUGCUCUUUGUGUCCUUCAGCAACCGCAGAGGCGCUAGAGACAAGCUACCAGCUCGUGUCAACAGAAUGAAAAACUUUGAACAAGAAGAUAUAAAGGGGGAACUUAAAAACUUUGCAUUACGAGAGAGUAUCCAGGAUUCAACCAGGCAGCACAGAAAGGAAGCCAACAGUGGACAUUUUACAUGGAUUAUGUCCGCCAUCCAGAAAGGUGAUGUGGCGGCUUUGCAGCAGCUGUCUGAGCACCAGUCCUCCUUCAGAGAGCAGGACAGUCGCGGCUGGCUCCCUCUGCACCGGGCCGCUGUGCAGCCACACACACAGGUCCUGGAGGCUGUGCUGCAAGCAUCUACUGAGCUAACGCUGGAGGAGCUGACUGCAAAUGGGGAUACGGCCCUCAUCCUGGCUGUUGAAGCCGGUUUAGUGGAAAAUGUCACCGCCCUGUUAAAACAUGGAGCGUCUCCUCACAACACAAAUGACAAGAACGAGUCGCCUUUGCUUCUAGCGGUCAGAUUAAAAUGUUACGAGAUGGCCUUUGCACUGAUGAUGGGAGGAGCCUUUGUGGACCAGGUCUGUCAGAAGAAGAGGACAGCCCUCCAUGAAGCUGCCAAGGUGGGUUGUCCCACCAUUCUGAUGCUGCUGCUUCGACAUGGGGCCAAAGUGUCUACUUCAGCUUCUUAUACAACAUGUGCCCUGAGGACCCUCCUGCCCCUCACCACAGAGAGAGCCAUUCGUAUCUCCGGCCACAGUCCGGUGCACUUGGCGGCAGACGGGGGCCAGUCCCAGUGUCUGCAGCUGCUCAUAGACCAAGGAUUCGACGUCAAUGUCCCACUGGAAACACAUAUGUCUGAGAACUAUGGAGACCGCAGGAGAAGUGCACUUUACUUUGCUGUGUGUAACGGAGACGUGACGUGUGCACAGAUGUUACUUGAAGCAGGAGCAAGAAGUGACCUAGAUCCUCUACGAUGCAUUUUGGUGGCCAUUCGUGCAGAGAGGUAUGAGCUUGUUCGUCUGCUGUUGUCCCAUGGAGCUGAUGUGAACUGCUACUUCAACGCCAUCAGCCACACAGUGUUCCCCACCGGCCUGCAGUACUGUCUGAGGGACCCGCUCAUGCGCCGCCUACUGUUCAACUCUGGAUAUGACGCCUACAAGUGUUUCCAGUGCUGUUGUGGAGACAGUGAGGAGCUGGACAGUUCCUGGGCCCAACUCCACAACCAGGUCUAUCAGAUCUACAGCCAGCCAGACGCAAUCACAUUCUGUGAGUUUGUGUCGGUUUCGUGGCUCGAGCGGGAUGUGGUGGGCGGCGUGGUGAGGAUGCUCUUAGACUACGUGAGUUAUGUCCAUCUAUGUCCCAAACUACGGAAAAUCCUGGAGGACGGACCUGAGUGGGAGGACAUUUCAGGCAUCCUCAAUUCUCCCCGCUCCCUGCAGCACUUGUCUCGGCUGGUGGUCAGAAGUCACAUUUCCCCAAAGAUACUGAACAGUGCUGCGGCCAUGGCUGAGGUUCCCCUGCCUCCCAGAGUGAAGAACUACCUCAGCUACAGAGAGUACGACCUUCACGGGGACAUAUAG
This is a messenger RNA of Knipowitschia caucasica, 1566 nucleotides long. The record is from the annotation of a GenBank genome assembly. Lineage: Eukaryota; Metazoa; Chordata; Actinopteri; Gobiiformes; Gobiidae.